This is a messenger RNA of Esox lucius (northern pike), 5424 nucleotides long. RefSeq names its product clustered mitochondria protein homolog. Gene Ontology annotation, molecular function: mRNA binding; protein binding. The coding region runs from base 263 to 4753 and encodes 1496 amino acids. Lineage: Eukaryota; Metazoa; Chordata; Actinopteri; Esociformes; Esocidae. Gene Ontology annotation, cellular component: cytoplasm. The transcript has 28 exons. The record is from RefSeq and is a predicted model, not a curated record. Gene Ontology annotation, biological process: intracellular distribution of mitochondria.
AGAGUUGAGCAAUAGAGGGUGUGGUUAUCUUCAACAGGGAAAACCGAUAAGCAGAGCUAGUUUCAUGGCGUUCAUUGCGGUUUUUCCACUUACAAACACAAACAGCACAUACACCUACUCCACUAAACACACCCACGUCCAACCCGACCAGACAGAGAGGAGAGAGGGAGAACUGCACGCCUGAGCGAUUCACUGCCAGCACAGAGGAAAACCAAACAACAGAGUGAGGGAACCAGGCUGUAGACAAGAACAAGAAACAGACAUGAAGGACAAAGCAAAGAGAGAUCAGAGAACUUCAGAUGCACUGACACUAACCAAUGGGAAAACAGCUGCUGGUAUGAAGCAGGAAGACGAUACAUCAUUUCCAGUGAAGAUCCAGGGGGCGGGAGUAGAACCAUUUGAGCUGCAGGUCCAUGGUUUCUGGCUGGUUCAGGAGGCUGUGAUGGCAGUGUUAGGGAGAGAAGAGGUGUGUCCUCGCUCCAACCUCUCAUUGGGUCUUUCCGGGAUGACCCUAGAUCCUCUAGCAGAGCUGCAGAGCAUUAAGAGCCUCAGACCAGGAGCCACGCUGCGCCUAGUGGAGGAGCCGUACUCCCCACGGUCUGCAAGAGUUCAUCUGGCUCGUGUGCUGGAACUUCUGAGAGCAGUAGGACCAAAUGAUGCUCUCACAGAAGGGCGAUCACCUACUGUACUAGACACAUUGACACACAGAUACUCCUCAGACUUCCCUGUCCCAUCCAAUGGGAAAAGCCUAAAGCGGUCGUCGAGCAACACAAAGGCAGAGCCAGCCAAUCCGGAUGGAGCUCUUCCUGAGUACAUCCUCCCUGGAGUGGCUGAGAGACCCCUACUGGCUAUGCUGCCUCACAAAACCCAGCCAACGGUUCCCAGUUUUCUGCAAGACCUAACGCUCAGCUGCUGGAACCCACCCCCUGGACACAGAAAAAUACAAGGGGACUUCUUGUACAUCACCGUGGCGACACUGGAGGGACGCACAUGUGACAUCACAUCCUGCCCACGAGGAUUUUUUCUGAAUAGGUCUACAGUAGAUGUGUUUGACCCUCGGCCAGCCUCUUCCUCACCAGUCUGCCACUGCCUUACUGACCUGCUCUGUCACAUCAGCCCUGGCUUCAAACAGGCCCUUUCCGCUCUCCGAGCCAGGCCCCAGCCGUCUCCAGCUGAAGUAAUGCCAACUCCCUACCGCACACUGAGCUGGCUGGGUCCCCCAUCAGCCUCCCACAGGAACACACUGAGCAGGCUGGGACUGGAUCCACAGUCUGAAGGACAGGCUCCAGACUGGAACGAGGAGCUGCAGGCAGCUAGAGAUCUGCCUCAGAGGAAUCUGGAGGAGAGACUACAGAGGGACAGAGCUCUACUGCAGGUUAACAGCGCCUUUGUGUGGGCGGUGGCCCAGGGGGCGGAGACGGUUGUAGACGGCUGUGUAGAGCCAAUCAGUGGGAGUCCUGAUGACCCAGCCUUCCUAUGGGGUGGGCUGUUCAUGAGCCAGGGAGGGGCAGGGGUGCCACUAGGGGGUGAGAGGGGACGCAGGGCGGCUCAGAGGCUGGAGCUGAGUGGCAUACAAUCCUACAGUGACCUGGAGGGGGCGCUCCAGGGCCUCCACACCCUGCCCACCGCUGUCGUGGACUACAGAGGGAUCCGCCUGUCUGCCCAGGGCCUGGCUCCUGGUCUGGAGGUCCCUGAGCAGAGCCAGGGCCCCUCUGCUCCCGCCAGGGGCGUUCUGUAUGGGGUGGGUGCAGGGCCUCAGGAAUCCCCCCACAGGCGUCAUCUUCUGGAGCUGCUAGCUCAGGCUGCUAAAGGCCUCAGCCUGCAGAGACACGCUGUAAUUGGGCCCAACGGCCACCAGGUGCCGCUGUUCACUGCACUGGAUGCUAAGGGGCUGCUGGGAGCCGAUGGGAGGUUCUACUUGCUAGACCUCUUCAGGACCUUGCCGGCGGAUGCCAACUACUGCCCUGAGGGAGGGAAACCGAGGGAGGAGGAAGAGGAGGGGAAGGACGGCUGGCCGGAGAAGUAUCAGAUCACAACAGGUCUGCCGAAGAGCUUCGCUCAUGGCCUCUGCAGGCUGAGGCCAGAGCUGCUGCAGGCCUUCAUCCAGAACAAACAGUCCCAGUUUACUCAACGCUGCAAAGAAAGAAUGGAAGAGAAUGGUGGGGUGGAGGAGUGUGUAAAAGCAGGUGACUCUCGAGGGACCGAUGCAGUGAGAGGUGCUUGUAAAGACGUGGGCUCGGUCAGUGACAUCAUCUUUGAAAUGCGCUUCAACCCUAGCGUGUUCUCCCCAGAUGUGGCGUUCCCCAAGAUUGACAGUGAGGCCAUUAGGCUGCAAGAGAGACUACUUAGAGAGGCUGCCGCCUCCAUCAUUACACAACAGAUACCUGCCUUCAUUAAGGGGUGCCUGCAGGGUAGCGAGGUCCCUCUAGAUGCUGCUACACUGAAGCAGGCUCUGCACCAAAAGGGCAUCAAUCUCCGCUAUCUCGGCCAACUGACCAAGGCCAUCAGCCAAUCAGAAAAAAAGGAACAGCUCAGACACAUAAUGAGGUUGGCAGUUGGAGAGGCUGUGGUUCGUUCAGCAAGAAGGAUCUUCAACAACUUUCUUCAGGGUGUGGAGAUGUCCAGUGUCGCUGCAGCUGUCAGUCACUUCCUCUGCUGCCUAUUAGUUGCCCAUUACAGCUCCUCCCCCUCUGGGGAGGAGCCUAAGAAGAGGUCAAGGAGACGGGGUCGUGGAGGAGCAGCUUCCGAAAAUGCGGCCUGGAGUGCAUUGACUGGAGCCGAGCUCUGGACGUUGAUAUGCCAGGACGCAGCAGAAGCCUAUGACAUCACUAAUGGCCUGGGUUCCACUGCUGACCACCUGGUAGAGACAUAUGGACUGCAGAAGGUCUCCUUGCUUAGAGAGUUCAGUUUGAAGACUGGAAUACAGCUACGACUGAGAGAGUACUUCUUCGACAACCGAACCAAGGCUCCUAUUGGUUCAGACGAUGUGCUUAACGUCUUUCCUGUGGUCAAACACAUUACCAUGACGACGCAUGAUGCCUCACGAGCAUUCCAAGCUGCUCAGAGUAGCAUUCAGAAAGGUAUGAUGGACCAAGCAUAUGAGCGUCUGAAAGAGGCAACGUACUUGUUUGGCCGCGUGUGUGACGACCUGAACCCAGAGGCCUGCUCCUGUCUCAGCCUGUUGGCCAGAGUGGCUUACCUACAAGCCCUGCCUGCAGAAGCCCGCAGUGUCCAGCUGAAAGCUGUGGUCAUCAGUGAGAGAGUCCUGGGCUUUGACCACCCCAACACUAUCCAACAGUAUGCUCGGUUGGCGGUGUACGUGUUUGCAGGAGGAGAGGCUGCUCUAGCCCAGAGGUGUCUGUUCAGAGCCCGUCUACUAAUGCUCACAGUCCACGGAGAAGACCACCCCUACACUGCAACCCUGGACAGCUGUCUAGGUUUGAUAUUACCAAGUGAACAAGCAGGGCAGUUCCUACAGAGCGCGCUCAAAAUCAACACUUCUUUCUUCGGCCCCACCAGUGUGCACACCGCUCUCAGUCAACAUCUGUUGUCCCAGUGGAUGUGUGGAGUCGGAGACUAUCGCUCCGCCAUGAAACACGAGAAAGAGGCUCUGUCUGCCUUCACCAACCUGUAUGGUGAAGACCACCCCCAGAGACGCUGUAGCUACGAAUAUUUACGUUCCAUUACCCAGCAGGCAGUGCGUGUGGAGCGUUCUCUGAGACAAGGUGGAGAUCCUCUCACAGCUGAGGGACAGUCUCUGUCCCCAUCAACUGAAACGGUUCUGGAGCAGCUGGCCCUGGUCACAGGCAUCAGGACACCAAGCCACAGUGACAGACUCCUGGAGUUCAAACAGCAGCUGAUGAAACAGAGAGAAGCAGAGAGAGCAGCAUCCAAGGCAGCUGACGCCAAAAUACACAACACAAGCAGAGAAACAGUGAACGGAGAAGCACCAGAAACCUCUGAAAGAGAGGUAGAAGAGGCUGGGGCAGUCCAGGACACCAUCAAUGUAAACCAAGAAGAACUCCCAGAAGAGGACGAUCAAGGGGAGAACACUGUCAACAAUCAGACAGUAAACAGCCAUCAACUGGCCACUGAGGGGACCAUACAGAACAACCCAGUAAUACAGAGUGGAGAGGUAGUGAAAUCCUGUGAAAGAGAUGGACAUGAACACAGAAUCUCCCCGGAGGACGCAGACCUUAUGUCUACAGAGGAAGUGGAAACCAAGCCAGUCAUAGCGUGUAUAGACGAGAGUCAGACACAAAAUGGAGGUUUGGUAUCUGAAGGAAACAAAUCAGACAGGAAGGUGGAGAUAGCCAAUGAGAAGACAGGGUCAGAUCAGGUCUGCAGUGUCAAUGGAACACUGAGCACCAAUGAGAAGACAGGGUCAGAUCAGGUCUGCAGUGUCAAUGGAACCCUGAGCACCAAUGAGAAGACAGGGUCAGAUCAGGUCUGCAGUGUCAAUGGAACACUGAGCGCCAAUGAGAAGACAGGGUCAGAUCAGGUCUGCAGUGUCAAUGGAACACUGAGCGCCAAUGAGAAGACAGGGUCAGAUCAGGUCUGCAGUGUCAAUGGAACACUGAGCACCAAUGAUGAUCAAUCAUCACAGCUUCAGGAGGUCGUUGGGGAGACCUCGAUAACCAUAUCAAAAGUAAACCUGGUCACAGCAGAGGGAAAGAUGCUAGCUAACGGAACAGUGUUGUCAGAGGGAGGAUUGAGUGAAGAACAGACCAUCCUUAAGAGGUUGGCAGAAUAAAUGACAGGAGAAGUAGUUGGAGCACAGACAGCUGGGGAGGCAGAGCUGAUGAUUCAGCUGGAUCAAAAGUCUUCCAGCAGAGUGGUAGAGGAUGAAAAGAGAAACAAUGAAAAUGAAAAGAAUAUAGAAGUAGACCACCACACCAUUCUCCUUGAUCGGGUGGAUUCUUUAUUGAUAUUGGGCGAGGGCUAGACUUUGAGGUUCUAUUUUCCACAAAACAUUUUACUCCAUUGACUAGUGUUUUUUCAUACUGCCACUCCAAGCCAAAAAACACUACACUUUAAAUGUAUUAAUUCAGAACCACUUGUAUUUUAGUAUACUAAUUUGUAGUUAGGUACUAUUCAAAAAAUUAUAAAUAUACUUACAUGUGUUUAAAUUAACCCUCUUUCUACCCUUUAGUAUACUUAUAAUACAUGAUUGGAAAUAGCAUUUUAGUACACUUAAAAUACUAACAUUAACACACUAAAGUAUAAUCAUUUCUAUGUAAAUAUUAUUACAAUAUUAUUUAGUGUACUACAGUACAACUUAAGUGGUUCCAAAAUAAUACACUAAGUAUACAUCUUAUUUGGCUUGUUGGUAUUUAAUUUAGUAACAAAUAUAUUGUUAUGACAGCUUAAAACCAAAUGCCAACACUGACUCAAUGUAUCCAAAAUAAAAUCAGUCUACUGCUA